Molecule: messenger RNA, 1770 nt
Organism: Fusarium coffeatum
Lineage: Eukaryota; Fungi; Ascomycota; Sordariomycetes; Hypocreales; Nectriaceae
Exons: 2
Coding region: 1-1770 (589 amino acids)
Biological process (GO): DNA-templated transcription
Molecular function (GO): zinc ion binding; DNA binding
Source: RefSeq, a predicted model, not a curated record
AUGCAAGACUCGACUGAGAAUGAAGAGACGUACGAGACUCGCAACCUUGCAGACUUUAUAGGACAGGAUCUUCCCAAAGUAGGCGAGAUCUCGCGAUCUGAACGUCUCUACUUUAUCGGCACUGAGUUCUCCAAUCUCAACUACCUCGUGCGUCAUAGAGCGCUGAGGAUGGACCAAAAGGAUGUGUUGCACUUUGGGACCCGUCGCCUUGCCCGGAAAGUUCCUUCUGUGCCUGAAGAAGCUCUGAAGCUGCCCCCUAAAGCACUGGCCGAUGAGCUGGUGAGGGCGUAUUUCGUCCACGUAAAUCGGGGGUUUCCCAUCGUUGACGAAGAUGAGUUUAUGGAGAGCUACAACGGAUCCGACGUACCGAAACUAGUAUCACUACCUCUAUUGAACGCCAUAUUUCUCGUGGGCGCACAUGUAUUAUCUUCAACUCGCGAAGAUUGCAGAAAUAGCACUUAUGUGUUCUUCCGGAGAGCCAAGCUCUUGUUCGACUACCGCUUUGAGCAGCAUCGAGAGACUUAUUUACAGGUUGCUCUUCUCCUAACAUGGCAAUGUGAUAAUCUUGAAGACAUUACGAGCAACAGUUGGCAUCUGGUCGGCGUCGGGAGUCGUGUCGCUUUCGGCAUGGGUAUGCAUCGAGAUGCGAGACCAUCUACACUGAACGCUAUAGACAAACGUCAAUGGGUUAGGCUCUGGUGGUGUCUUUUUCAAUUCGACGUUGUGGUUUCAGCCUCUUUCGGUCGACCGCAAGCCAUAAACCUGGAAGAAUCAGACACGCCUAUGCUUGACGAGAGUCAUUUCCAGGGUAUCCCUAAUGGAAACUCUGCUUUUGCUAUCGAACACACAAAACUCUGCAUAAUCUUCUCCAGGGCCAUGAGAAAAAGGGUGGCGCUGAGAGCCACGGAAGCUGAUCGAGCCGCUGCGACAAAACAAGCUGACGAAGAGCUUGCUGAGUUCAUAACCCAGCUGCCGCAACGUCUGCAACUACCACACUCUGAGCCGAGCAGCUGGCAGGCCAUCCUCCAUCUUUCUUAUAACAAUUUCCUCAUUCUGCUUCACCGACCCCCACCCCAUCAAGACCCAAGCCAGUUUUCUGCUGAUUCUGCCACAGAUCGCAGUAUCUGCAGUGACGCUGUCGUGGCAAUCAACUCAAUCUUUGAAUCUCUUAGAUCGAGGAACACGUUAUGCGACCUGUGGCUACCUUCAGUCCAUGUAUUAUUUACUUGUCUGCUGCAUGUUGCCAGCGAGCUGAACUCGCGCAAUCCUCUCGUGGCUGCAAAGUCAUCACGCGUAUUUGACUCUCUUCUGCAUACUCUGCGUGAUAUCUCACAAUAUUGGAUAUACGCUAAAAGUCUUUUGCGUCUCUUUGAGGAGCGAGCGAUGUGGACCAAGAGACAAAGGAGUCAUACGCAAGGGUCUGAAGAGCAAGCAAUACAACCCAGCGACGGUACUGGUACAUCCGAGUUCUCCCUUCGACCCAAUCCUAUCAAUGUUCCUAACGCCAUUCAUAACUCCUUGAGCGAUGCUACAACGAGUCUACAAUCUUCAGGUCAAAUACCAGGGGGGCCAUCGUAUGGGUUCAACUUCGAUUUUGGGGGUGGUUUAGGAGGCCAAGAUGCACAACAGGGCCUUUCCUACGGUGAUGGAUUUGUUGGCAGUGGUCUCGAUAUGGCUGGCGGUGGAAAUGCUGAGGGCAUGAACUUGUUACCGGUCCCUUCAGUGCUGGAGUUUUUAUUAGCUGGUGUUGACAACCAGUAUGAUUUCUGA